CCAUGCAUGGCCGGCUAUGCGGAUGGGAGGGACAUACAUACGUGAAUGAUUGGUUUCCACCGCAGCAAAGCCUCCAUGGCACACGGUCUUCAACACCAAAACAGCUAAGCCUCACAGCAAGCCUCCCACAAUGCAAUCAACACAUGGAUAGAUAGGUUCAGCAGGCUUCCUCACACAUAAGGGGAGCCCUCUCCGCUUCUGGACUGCAUAAAUCUACACACACACACACACACACCGGACACAUACCUGGGUGGGCGGAUGGAUGGUCGCAGAAUGGCUGGCACACCUGAACUGCCGUUCGUUGAGCGCCUUCUGCAUCUUGAUGCUGCGCAGCAUCGACUGCACACACAAUGGUGAGCAGGAGACUCGUUGGGGUGCCUUUUUGCUGGCCGGUGUGCCUGCCUCAUUCGCCUAGCCUACCUUGGCAAUGCAAGUGUCAAUGACGCCGUGCUCCGCGAUGUUGAUCCGCCCGGCACCACCAGACAACUGCAUCCAUCCAUCCAUCCAUCGAUGUGAGUCCUUCCUUCUGUGUGUGUGUCCCUUCCUGACAUACCUUGAUGGGAACCUCGGCCUUGAGUCUGUCCAGGUUGGCGUUGCAGUAGCGCAGCAGCUGCUUGUCGUCCCGGACUGCGGCAAUUGCGGCCACAGAACCACACAAGAAGCUCUUUCGUGUGUCUGCGUGUGUGUGUGUGUGUGUACUUGUGAAGGUGCGAUCCUGUGCCUCCCUCUCCUUGUGUCUCCUCAUGAAGCUGUUCUCCCUCAGGGUCUGCAACAUUCGCGGCGUCUCGCGCUCAACCAUCGCAUGCUGCACACAACACACCCGAGGCAGGCAGUGUGUCGAAUGCAUGGCAGGCCUGCCUGCCUGCAGUGAUUGAUGUGAACAGGUACCUACCUGCACCAACAUUCUGACGUAUCUGUAGAGGGGCACCAGCUCAUUCUCAUUCAAGCCAUUCUGCUCCACAAACUCCACCACCCUCUGACACACAGACACAGCACAGACAUGUAGGUCUCGUCCACCUUCUCCCUCUCUCCCUCCCUCCCUGCUCACGCGUUUGCAUUUUGUGCCACUGGUCUCGUGGGACUGGAUGGUCAGCACGGCCGUGCGGUACUGCUGGUCGCUGCCCAGGCCCACCUCCAGCUGCACAAGGUUCGGCCCCGCCCUGGGGUCGUUGACCGGCAGGUAUCGGAGGCUGGUGAUCGGCUGCAGCACCACCCGCUCGGCUGCCUUGUCCAGCGACACAGGAUGGUAGUGCCCAGAUGCAGUGGGGGAGGCCACACUCUCCAGCAACGAACGAAGCGCACUCUCCCUGAUGAACAGAUAGAAACAAACAGACAGACAGACAGAUGCAGGAAGGGCAGGAGACAGGCCGCUCCUCCCUCUGUGUGUGUGUGUGUGUGUGUGUGUGUGUACCAGAUGUCUCGCUCUCUCUUGUCUCUGAAUUCCAGCAGGGUGAGUGCAGGUCGGCCGUGGCCACUCCCGGGAGAUGCAUCGCCGGCCAUAGGCGAGGAAGGGUCCGGAAAGGCCGACGGUGGGUGGCCUAUGACCAGCACCGGCAGGCCGGCCUCUUCGGCAUGCAAAUCCGUGUAGAGCUGCGCCUGCAGACGACUGAUCUCGCUGAUGACGACUGCACCACGCACACAGACAGACAGACGGACAAACCAUGGCACACAACCAGAAUGAGACUGCAUGUGUGUUUGCGUGUGUUACUCUUGAUGGGGUCGCCUCGCUUCUCGCUCGCAAUGGUGAGGACCUGCAUCUUAUCGUCAACACUUACAAUCGCACGCUGCAACAGGGAAACGGGCACAGCACAGCACAGAGCAGCAGCCACAGAACCACGAUUACCCCAUUGAGAAGGAAUCUACAUUCUCACUCCCUCCCCAUCACCCACUGUCGGCUCCCGUACCUCUUUGGUGAGGUGUCUGGUGGAGCGGAAGUAACAGCCCGUGGGUCUGCGGAGGACCUCCAGCAUGUGCACACCCGCCAUAGGUGCGAACCAAAUGAAUGAGAAGAGUUGACUCUUUCGACGAGACCGACACGUGGUCAGCCGGGAAAAUGAAUGCGGCAGAAAGGAGACAAAAGUGCACAGCAAACGAACUGUUACCGAGAGCCGUAGAAUCCUU
Messenger RNA from Vitrella brassicaformis, 2121 nucleotides. NCBI's taxonomy places the organism in Eukaryota, Vitrellaceae. The record is from the annotation of a GenBank genome assembly.